Bicyclus anynana (squinting bush brown) is the source of this 4060-nucleotide messenger RNA. RefSeq names its product rab5 GDP/GTP exchange factor (gene Rabex-5). Gene Ontology annotation, biological process: vesicle-mediated transport. NCBI's taxonomy places the organism in Eukaryota, Metazoa, Arthropoda, Insecta, Lepidoptera, Nymphalidae. Bases 265 to 2769 code for a protein of 834 amino acids. Gene Ontology annotation, cellular component: endocytic vesicle; cytosol. Gene Ontology annotation, molecular function: small GTPase binding; guanyl-nucleotide exchange factor activity; DNA binding. The record is from RefSeq and is a predicted model, not a curated record. The transcript has 12 exons.
UGGCUUAUGGUGAUCAAGGAAUAACAUACAGAUACUCUGGAAUGACAGUUCCUGCGCUACCGUGGCCCCAGCCUGUCUUGUUGUUAAGAGAUUUUCUCUUCAAACUGAAGGGUAUUAAAUACGACUUUGUUUUGAUAAACAAAUAUAGGAGCGGUACAGACCAUAUGGGUGAACAUAGGGACAAUGAACCUGAUUUAGAUCCCACGAUGCCCAUAGCUUCAAUCUCUUUUGGCCAAGAAAGACCAUUUGUAUUAAAACAUAAGGAUGCAAGAAAACCGGCUGGCAAACAGAAAAGAGAUAUUGCACCAGAUGCCGUCACUAAGGAUUGACCAGAGCGAUCUGAAGUGCAAAAAUGGCUGCGACUAUUUUGGUAAUCCACAAUGGCAAGGAUACUGCUCCAAAUGUCACCGCGAACAGCUUCUGAGGCAAAGGAGGGCAGAAAAAGCGUCGUCGGCGACAUUACCGAAGCCAGAACAGAAGAAGCCGGAGAGAGCGAUCAAGCUCGCUUCGCAGUCCUUCUCCAAGUUCGAGGAGAAGCGGCUCCGACAGAGCGAGACGUUGAAGAAGGCGUUUAGCGUCUUCAAGAAGAGCAGCACAGAUGAUCAGGAGCACACGCCCGAGCGCAAGCCGCCAGAGUUCAAGAUCCCCGGCGUGAUCAACGAGGGCAUGAAGCGCGAGUUCCGGGUUCGGUUCUCGACGCUGCCACAGCCCGUGGACCGCGACGCGCGCGUGUUCGUGCACAACUUCAUCACGGACGUCAUCAAGUGCGCCAACGACAUGACUGUCGACGAGCUGUCCGAGAGAGUGCAGAGGCACUAUCAGCACUUCAUAAAUUACAUGGACACAUCGCCACACCUAACGAAUGUGGAGUCUGAGACGAAGGAGCUGCUUAUAGACUUUGUCGAGAAGCAUGCCAUGACUUAUUUACAUGGUUUGCCGGGCGUAGUGUUCUCGCCAAGCGGUACAGAGGACGAGCGCCUGGACCGCGCCAUGUCGGAGCGCAUCCAGCAACUGAGCUGGGUCGGCAAGCGGCACCUGGAGUGCAAGCUCGACCGCGCCAACAUCGCCAGCUGCCAGCCGCUCUACAAGGCCAUCAGUGGUGAGUGUCAAUGCGACAUGUCGGAGCGCAUCCAGCAGCUGAGCUGGGUCGGCAAGCGGCACCUGGAGUGCAAGCUCGACCGCGCCAACAUCGCCAGCUGCCAGCCGCUCUACAAGGCCAUCAGUGGUGAGUGUCAAUGCGACAUGUCGGAGCGCAUCCAGCAGCUGAGCUGGGUCGGCAAGCGGCACCUGGAGUGCAAGCUCGACCGCGCCAACAUCGCCAGCUGCCAGCCGCUCUACAAGGCCAUCAGUGAGCUGCUGGCGAUGGACGGCGCGCCGUCGCCGGGCGGCAAGCUGACGCGCGUGCGGCGCGCGUGCCGGCACGUGCUGGCGCUGUGCGGCGCGCCCGCCUCCGCCGACGACCUGCUGCCCGCGCUCAUAUUCACCGUGCUGAAGGCGAACCCGCCGCGUCUGGUCAGCAACAUCAACUUCGUGACGCGCUUCUGCAACGCGCAGCGCCUCAUGACCGGCGAGGGCGGCUACUACUUCACCAACCUGUGCUGCGCGGUGUCGUUCAUCGAGAACCUGACGGCGGAGUCGCUCAACAUGGACAAGCGAGAGUUCGACUGCUACAUGGCCAUGCCGGCCUCCAUCGGCGGCAGCACCUGGGCGGCGGCGCUGUCUCUGUGCGGCGCGGUGCGCGAGGCGGAGGAGCAGACGCAGCAGGCGCGCAAGCUGAUGGUGGAAGUGAAGAAUCUGCGCGUCAAGGCGCGGCAGCUCUCCUUCAACGCGGAGACCUUCGAGAAAGAAAUAGCCAAGAAAGUCCAAGACGUGCUGGCGAAGGCACCGCUUAAAGUGCAAAGACGACGAAUACUUCCCAGUUUUCGUGCUGUGAGAGAGGCAGGGCUACCGAUCAUAAAGGUGGAGCCUGAGCCCACCAUACCAAAUUUAAAAGACGCCCUACAAGUUAACCUAGAAACGAAAGACGCAAAUCUAGUCUCACAAAUAUUGGAUACACAGACAAAUACAGUGCCACAGACACAAAUAUUGGAUUUGCCACAAACUGAAAUCACGGAACAAACAAAAGUCCCUGAAGUGAAAAUUUCUGAAAUAGACAGAAAAAACGUGGUUCCGCCUUCAAAACCAUUGGAGGAACCAUUGAUAGUAGCAAUUGGUCUGAAUGAUGAUAAAAGUUUCCAUAAAGUUGAGAAAAAAUCGCCGAAAUCACCCCAAAAACUGCCAUGGGAGCUGAAACAUUCUGGCUCUUACGAGGUUUUGAGUCCUCUAUGUUUCGCUCCAUUUGACACUAGGUCUAUCGAUGAGCUGAUUACACCGGAUGACCUUGCCCCUGGACUGAGCAACAUCAACUAUGAUAUUGACUUAUCAGACUUCAGUGGUGAUAACAGCUUAGCUGAUGACCCCCCUAAGCCAAAAGACCCUUUCUCACCAGAUGGCAUAAAAAAAGAUCCAAUUUUCGACCCAUUCAGUCCACAAACGAGUCAAAAUUUAACACAACUUGAGAAAUUCGACGAAUUCAGUUUAGUCAAUACGAGGACGAAUGAUACAUUGGAAGCUUUUGAGGUGAUCCAUAGGAAGUUUGAAGCUUUGGGUCAGAGUGAUCCAUUUGGUUCCGACCAGAAGGAAGAAAAGUCUAUAUUAGAUGACAGCGGUUCACCCACUUCCGCUUCUCUAUUGCCAUCGCCAUUGUUACCACAGACAAGUAAACAGUGAGAUAUAUGGACCAGGGCACAGACAGAGAAGUAAAUAGACGCAUGGCUAGUAUCCUUCACAUUCUCUAAGAAAACUUAUCUAUGGGCUCUGUAAAAAAACUUGCAGUGUAGUGUGUUUUGAUGUUAAUUCACGUUCAAAUAUCUUUUCACUGACAAUGACACUAAUCAGUGGUGUAUUUAUACUUCAUCUAGGGGCCAGAGUGCUUGAAGUUAAAUACCACUAUUACAAUGGAAGUCAACAAGAAAGUAAGGAUUGGAUUAUAAACAAUGAUGUUAAAUACUGUUAGAUGUGUUACUAGGUCAUGAAAAAUGAGGCGCUCAAAUUUCCAUAUCUGAAUGUUAGUUAUGGUCAACAACAAACGUUAUUUAAACAAAUAAUACCUAAAUAUUGUUUACAAUGACGAGUUGUGUGUUCAGAAUUGAAUUGUUGGAAUUAAAGACAAAAUUGGGCAUUUGCUUAGAGUAUUAUUCGGUUCACUUUUUGCGGUGAUUUUGUAGGGACGUAACCGAUCUAUAGUAUAAAAUUAUCAUUGGAUAUAAAACGACCAAAUUAUAGUUCAAAAUUCGGUUGGAUUGGUCAAUCGUCAAGUGGUCUGUGAAGUAGAGAUAAUGAAGUAUGCCGAGUUGGAAUAUUUUAUUAAGAAAAAAUUGGUAGAUAAAACCUCUUACUAACUAGCACCUCCUUCAUUUAACGUCACUUUUUCAUACAUUCAUACAGACACGGUUAUUCUCAACUCUAUAGAAGAAAAAUAUAAAAAAAAUCUAGAGGUUUGUCUCUAUUGCUAACUACGAGUAGCUGCUUUAUGUGUGUAGUUUUAUUUAAAAUUCUCUAAAUUGGCUCACUUGGCUAAUUCACUAACUUUGACAUAUGUUAGUUGACAUAUAUGAAAUGACAAAUGUAACAAAUGUCAUGCAUGCCUACUGACAACCCUUCGUGGAUAUCAUACAGUAGGUAGAACAUUUCUCAGUUGAUUUGAUGUUUAAAUUUGACGUGUUUGUCUUGUCAGUAGGAUGUGUAUCUACUAGUUAAUAUUAUAAGAUAAUGGUGAUAAUAAAUAGUCGAAAACUUGAAAUUAAAUUUAAAUUUUUCGCUACCAUUAGAUGGCAUGUGCUGAAAAAAGCCGUUUGUCUGUUAUGUAUCUCGUUGUUUUUUAAGUUUCUUCAGUUUUUAACUUUGUACCCUUAAUUUUACAGAUCUUGUUAAUAAAUUUUAUGGUUGUAUCAAACAAAAAUGAAAUCCAUACAUAUUUAUAGCCGUUCUAGUAUUGUGUUAAUAAACUAUUUAUAAUAAA